Messenger RNA from Desarmillaria tabescens, 549 nucleotides. RefSeq lists its product as uncharacterized. The annotation marks the transcript as partial. NCBI's taxonomy places the organism in Eukaryota, Fungi, Basidiomycota, Agaricomycetes, Agaricales, Physalacriaceae. The record is from RefSeq and is a predicted model, not a curated record. The transcript has 3 exons.
ACACAAGAAGAUCAAGACAAAGUAGAUGAGGAAGCUCGACGGAAGGCUACGAAGGAUUUAGUCCAGUCAUGGAUGGACCGUCUUCAACUCAUCAGUUUAAUCACAACAUUUUUCGCCUCUGUCGAGGCGAGCUUGCUGCAAGUGUCAACGCCGAACAAGGGAGACGAUACCUCGGCAUGGGAACGAGCGUGUAAUGCAGGCCUCCUUGGAGCACUGGUUGUCCAUGUCACUGCAUCCUUUAUAUCUUUCUUCGCCGCGUUCUUUUUGAUUCGAUUCAAGGUCACAGAAGCCAACAAGGAAGAGCUUAAAGCGGGAGGCACCGUCCAGCCUGAUGAAAUUUGGUGUGCGAAUCCCCGCCUCGUCCAGGCUGGGCCGUUCUACGACCAGCUGCCCCUCGACUUGCUAAACAAAUGUCGUUCGCUGACCAUUCUGUUCUCGGUAUUUGGGUUCAUCUUGGCGUUAAUGGGCAUCCUAUGCCUCGCUUGGGCGACACAGCCUGUAAGCGUAAGCAUUUUCACCACCUUAUGCCUCGGUGUUUGCCUAGCAGCC